UUAUUUUUUGUACUUCUUUUUUCACCUUUUCCUCUCAUUUUGUUGCCAUGUCAUAUAAUGAUGGCAGUUCAAAACAAAAACGAAAUAGACCUUGUAAGAUUUGAACAUUUUUUUUAUCCAAGAGAAAAGAAGAGUUUGUUCCACAAAAAGCCGAGAGCUUCAACUCAAAAAGAAAUAUAAUUAUUUCCAGGUGAAAACUGUCGUGCACAUCGCAGGAAAUGUUUUGUUUCACAAGGGAUGCAAUGCGAACGGUGUAGUCGCAUGGAACUCCCAUGCGUCUUUAAAUUUACAGUGAAACCAAAUAUUGUCAAAAAAUUUGUACCAAUGUCGAAACGAAAUCGAAUGCUGGAUCAAGUCCAACUUUUGGAAGAGGAAGUAGCGGCAAUGGAAAUGCAGUUACGAUCACUCAAUGUUGAAGCACAAUUACGACAGCAGCAGCAAAAACAGCAACCUGACGACGAACAAUACGAGCAACACCACAGAGACGAACACGGCCGGUCCGACAAGAAACGGCAACGACGCGAUUCAUGGCAGUUGACAUUAGCACAUAGCACAAGUGGAUUACAGCUACAAACAUCUAUCAAAAGCGUUGCAGACGUAGCUACGUUUCUUAAAAGCACAAUUGGAUAUUUCACACCGUAUCGAUCGCCCAACUAUUUCGUCAAUCGACAGCAGCAGUUUCUCGUCGUGACAAACAAGAUGCUCAACAUGGAGCAGCUGUUUCGAGUGAUUUUCGCCAAAAAGAUGAACCAGGGCAUGAUGCUCGAGUUUCCUCGUAUAUACCAACACAGCUACAACGACCCCAAUGAUACCAUUUUGUCCACCAAGCUUCACUUUCUGGACACUUAUUUCGACUGCAAUGGCUAUACGCUCCCCAUCUUUGUUCGUCCCUAUUACCACCCAUACCUUCGUUCCCGGCCCAAUGCCAUGCUGACCUCGGCAAUUGCAGCCUUUGCUGGAUUUAACCAAUGCCAACACAUCCACCAAGACUACCAGUCAACGCGCAGGGAGAUGGCUGAAAUAUUUCGGCAAGAGGCACGGACACUGGUGGAAGAUGCCAUGUUCGAACAAGAGCCGAACAUGGAGCUGGUCGGAGCGUUGCUGUUGCUCGGACAGACGUACCUGAUACUGCUGCGAAAUAGCGAAGGCCGCAUAUACAUAAGCAUGGCGUGGCGCAUUGCAAUGCAGCUGCGAGAUAAGUACCUUGCAGUAUUGCAUGAUCAGGAACAGCAGCAGCAGCAGGAGCAACAAAUAGCGUCGGAGACAACGAAUGAGAGCGUGAGCGGCCCACGCGCCGAAGCGGAAUCCUGGCGGAGAAUGUUUUAUAUGGUGCGUUACCUCGAGAUUAAUAUGCACAUCGUCUAUGACGGCCGGGAUAGCGUAUCACCGACCCUCCUGCACGAUGAUAUUGGCUACCCGACUGCACUACCCUGCGAGCGAAGCGACCCUUCCCUCAACGAAGCCGUCCAACUAUACCGUCACAUUGUGCGCAUCAACGACUGUCACAUCUCUACACGCGUCGACGAAACCGGGUAUCGACUGAUGCUUGGCAGCAUGGACCAAGUCCCGAGCAGCGACAUUGAGUACCUGGAAAACCAAAUGUUUGGCUUUUGGCGUAGCCUGCCGGACCACUACCACCUCUCGCAUGCCGCUAUGGAAUACAUCGCCAUCGAACGUGUGCAGCAGUGUCAGAACCCCAAUGUGCUCUAUCUCAACAUGCUCUACUACAGCUAUUGGCUCGCAUUGGAGACCCGCCUCAUGCAGUCGCCCGCACGGACAGACCUCGUGGGCGCAACGUUCGACCGUGUGGAUGGCGAGCGUGCUCUGGUCAUUGUGUCUAUAUGCUGUGACGCUUUGGCCAAGAUUUUCCAAGAACUCAACUACCGUCUUCCGUGUGUCAUGGAACUCCACUGGGUCUUGAUCGCCUGUGAUGCCAUGAAGGAGCUACGUGCGUCGCCCAACAACCAAAUUCGGAUACGUGCAGAAGAAAACAUGCGUAUCACGCUCAGGAUUCUCAAGGAUAAUGUGUUAUCCAUGAAUGCAGACAGCAGCAGCAGCGGCGGCGGCGAUAUGGACCAGUAUGGAACGCAUCAUCAUCGUGCAUCUUCGUUCUCGCUUCCACCAACGUCCCGUGACGAUCGAGGCCCAACGCCAUUCUCUACUUCUUCAUGCGGCAGCACAGUAGGUACCUCGGACGAUGAGUGUGAUAUCAUCUCGCCGUCGACAUCGUCUUCUACGGUGGAUGCUCUCUCUUCGCAGUCUGCAAAAGGGGCAGCCGCUUACUUUUUUGAGCUGAAGAAGACUUUGGAAAGCUAUUUUGCGCCGCAUGACUAUUCGAUACUUUAAUCUCUUUAUUUGGUUACUUUUUGCCUUUUUUUCAUGUAUAUUUUUUUUCCGUACCCUUGUUUCUCACACCACGUCUCAUAUUCUCCCACCUUAUACAUACCUGCCAUUACUCUCCGUUUUCUUCUUCCUCUUCUCUCUCUCUCUCUCUUCCUUUUUUGUUGCCAUAGUAUUUCUGUUGUUUCUUUUCUUUAUAUCGCCUGUUACCAACCAAUCU
Molecule: messenger RNA, 2560 nt
Organism: Zychaea mexicana
Lineage: Eukaryota; Fungi; Mucoromycota; Mucoromycetes; Mucorales; Lichtheimiaceae
Exons: 1
Coding region: 238-2346 (702 amino acids)
Cellular component (GO): nucleus
Source: RefSeq, a predicted model, not a curated record